GGCCGUUGCCUAUAAAUUAGGCUUGGAUGUCAUAGGAGAAGGUUAAUUGCAGAAUAGAAUGGCGAGGAAGAAGGUUACGCUCGGGUGGAUCGCGCACGACGCCACGCGCCGCACCACCUUCAAGAAACGGAAGCAGAGUCUACUCAAGAAGGUGAGCGAGCUCGCCACCCUCUGCGCCAUCGACGCCUGUGCCGUCGUCUACGGACCGGAGGAUGAGGCGCCGGAGGCGUGGCCUUCGCCUGCGGAGACGGCGCGCGUGGCGGCGCGGUUCAGGGCGGUGCCGGAAUCGGAUCAGAAUCGCAAGAAGACGGACCAGGAAGGGUUCCUCCGCCAGCGGGCGGCCAAGCUGCGGGAGCAGCUCAGCCGGCAGGAUCGCGGCAACAGGGAGCUGGAGGCGAGCCUGCUCAUGCACGAAAUGCUGUCCGGCGGCGGAUGGAGGAUGUGCGACGUGGGCAUCGAGCAGGCCGCGGAGCUCGUGCGGUUGGCGGAGAUAAAGCUGGCGCUGGUGCGCAACAGGGUCGAGAGGGAGAAGGCGAGGACCGCGGUGGAGCCGCCUCGGCAGGCGGUCGAACAGGUGGUGGCCAUGGCGGUGGGUCCAUCGAUAGAAUUUGUGAAGACGCCGUGGCAGGCGGCCGAACAGGUGGUGGACAUGGCGGAGGAUCCAUGGAUAGGAUUUGUGUUGCCGCCGCUGCAGGCGGUCGAACAGGCGGUAGGCACGGUGGAGACAGUGGCGGAGGACGAAACCCUAAACUGGCUC
Molecule: messenger RNA, 757 nt
Organism: Zingiber officinale
Lineage: Eukaryota; Viridiplantae; Streptophyta; Magnoliopsida; Zingiberales; Zingiberaceae
Product: agamous-like MADS-box protein AGL80
Exons: 1
Biological process (GO): positive regulation of transcription by RNA polymerase II
Molecular function (GO): RNA polymerase II cis-regulatory region sequence-specific DNA binding; protein dimerization activity; DNA-binding transcription factor activity, RNA polymerase II-specific
Source: RefSeq, a predicted model, not a curated record